Molecule: messenger RNA, 3569 nt
Organism: Ruditapes philippinarum (Manila clam)
Lineage: Eukaryota; Metazoa; Mollusca; Bivalvia; Venerida; Veneridae
Product: sodium- and chloride-dependent taurine transporter-like
Exons: 14
Coding region: 455-2374 (639 amino acids)
Biological process (GO): sodium ion transmembrane transport
Cellular component (GO): membrane
Source: RefSeq, a predicted model, not a curated record
GACGAUGAUUGUCUUUAAAGAAUUUAAAUCAUCUUAAAUGAUUUCUCUUGGUAACGUUUUAAAUUACAGUUGUUAAUACUUUAAAAGUUCAAGUGUUCAAAAACAUAAUUUGGCUACCAAAUGAAUAUAAUUAAACGCACAUCUGGUGUAAAAUGUCAACCGGUUAGUAAAUAUGAAUAUAUAAUGAAAAUAGCUAUGAUACUUUAGUGUUGCAUGGUUAAUGUCAGACGGUCGGCUGUAAAGUUGGACACAUGAAUUAUAAAGGCAAUUAAACUAGACUACAAAAAAACAAUAUUUAUAUAAAGCUGACGUUUAUCUUCGGAGAGGCACACAAACAUCUGGAUUUGACUAGGACUUGACUAGGACUCGACAGGCCAGAGUAAUUGUUUCAUCUAUUACUUGUGUUAAUAGUUAACACUGUUUAUUGUUCGCAGGGACAGGUAUAAUAGAAACGAUGGAUAUAGGAAACGGAAAAUUAGCAGCGGAAGAGGAAAAUGAAAUGCACACGUUUGUAGCGAAUUCGGACUCGUCCGUGGAAGAAGAGGAAAACAACAAACUUCAGAAAAGAGAAACAUGGGCGAGAAAAAUUGAUUUUCUUUUCGCCUGUUGUGGUUUUUCUAUCGGCCUUGGAAAUGUAUGGAAGUUUCCUUUCCUUUGCUACAGAAAUGGAGGAGGUGCCUUCUUGCUUCCUUAUUUUUUGUGUGUCUUCAUCGGUGGAAUUCCUACAUUCUUCCUUGAGGUGUCUGUCGGCCAGUUUAUGUCUGAAGGUGGGAUGAAUGCUUGGAAGAUUUGCCCCCUCUUUCAAGGUAUUGGAGUCGCUGCAGCGGUGAUUGUGUUCCUUGUGAACUGUGAUUACAACGUCCUACUUUCCUGGGCUUUCUACUACUUCUUUGCUUCAUUGACAACGCAGUUGCCGUGGUCACACUGCGAUAAUGAUUGGAACACACCUGACUGCACAGCGGGGUUCGUUACAGGUGCGAAUUCGUCGGAAAAACUCAACUCGUCUGGUACGGAAAUUUUCACGUAUGAUACAAACGUGACAAGUUUGAGAACAGCUGUGUCAUACAAUGACACUUCAGACAUUCUGUCAGGAAGAAGAAACUUGUCAUAUGUGUCUGAUCCAGUUACAGAGUUUUGGGAGAGGAAGGUGUUGGCUAUAUCAGAUGGAGUUCACCAGCCAGGUUACAUUAAAUGGGAUCUUUGUCUUUGUCUUUUAUUAGCUUGGAUCGUCGUGUAUUUCUGCAUUUGGAAGGGGAUAAAAGGUUCUGGAAAGGUGAUGUACUUCACAGUGACAAGUCCCUACAUACUAAUGAUAAUUUUGUUGAUCCGUGGGCUAACACUGGAAGGUGCCAUGGACGGCAUCAAGUUUUACCUAGUACCAGAUUUUUCUAAGCUCCUGAAGUUCCAGGUAUGGGCCGAUGCCGGCAAUCAGGUAUUUUAUUCGUAUUCUUUAUCGUCGGGAAUCCUUGUCGCUCUCGGAAGCUACAAUAAAUUCAAUCACAAUGCCUACAGGGACUGUUUCAUGUUUUCUAUAAUGAACAGUUUCACCAGCUUAAUGUCUGGCUUUGUGAUUUUCUCGGUACUUGGUUUCAUGGCUCUUAAACAGGGUGUAUCAAUCGACGAAGUAGCGGAAUCAGGUCCAGGAUUAGCUUUCAUUGCAUACCCCGAGGCAGUCUCCCAGAUGCCGGCUGCACCUCUAUGGUCUGCUGUCUUCUUUCUCAUGAUAAUUUUACUUGGACUUGACAGCCAGUUUGUGGGCGUGGAGGGUUUUGUAACAUUUUUGGUUGAUUUGUAUCCAAAUGUAUUCCGGAAAGGUUACAGGAGAGAAAUACUUAUUGCAAUAAUAUGUGUUGUGUCGUUCUUGGUGGGACUUUCCAUGGUUUGUCAGGGAGGUAUAUACGUGUUCCAAUUGUUCGACUACUACUCCGUGAGCCGGACGAUCUUCGUCAUCGCCUUCGUGGAAAUGAUCGUUAUUUCUUACGUAUAUGGUAUAAACAGGUUUUAUGAAAAUUUGACUAUGAUGUUCGGACGGCCUGUCCUGCCAGCUAUUAAAGUUCUAUGGUCCAUUGUGACACCAUUGUUCAUAUUGUUUCUGUUCACUGUUGGUGUAAUAUCAUAUUCCGAGCUUACCUACGACCGCAAGUCGGUAGAAUACCACUAUCCACAGUGGGCGAUAGGGAUAGGCUGGGUAAUGGCAGUGGCGUCAAUUAUUUGGAUUCCAAUCGUUGCCGCUUACAGAAUAUAUGAAGAAGAAGGGUCAUUAGUAGAGAGGAUCAAGGGAGCCAUCAAGCCAAAACUCCGAAAGCACCAAAUGCUCCCGAAUGAAGAUCUGUCCAAAAUAAAAUAUAUCAGUGAAAUUGACAAUGAAAUUUAAACCACAGUGGGACAUCAUUACAUAAUGCAAUGUUCAUUUUAUAUCAAAUAAUUCAUCAUAAGUUUUCUGUUGCCUAUAAGAAUCAUUUCAGAAAUGCUAACACACAUCUGACAUCUAGCAAACUAGGCAAAAACAUUAUUAUCAGUCCUAUUGAUUGGUCAGUUUUAAUUUGUCAUUGUUAUCAUUAAACAUUUUCUGAAAAACAGGGAAAAAUGAGAAAAAUUAUUUACAUAUGUAAAUGUACAACUCGUAUAUGUUUUUAUUAACAUUUACACAUUAUUGCCCAUUAGGCGACCCAUGUACUCGAUGCAAAAAUUACUGUUUUGAAUUUAAAGAGAAUAUGAAAAUUUAAAAUAAUUUAGUUACAGGUAUUUUCCAUAUACUUAAUUCUAUUUUAGACGUAUGCCAUAGUCUUGAAACAAUUACAGGCGAUGCCAACUGCGUUUACAAUUGCCAUUGAAAGCCAUUCACAACGCAUUUAUUUUUAAUGCCCUAACUUUACGCAUUAAACAAUUACAGGCACACGACAUAUAAAGCACAACGUAGUUACAGUUUUAUACCAUAAUUCCGAAACAAUUAUUUGUAAUGCAAUACGGAUACAGCAAUAAAAGUUGUAAGCCAUAAGUACAACUUACACAUUUACAGCAUCCUCGAUAACCUAGGCGUAUUCGUUACUUGUACACUUCGUUGUUGUUGAAUGUGUUUCGGCGAUUAUUUACAAGUGCAUACCUUAACUUAAAACAAAGACUCAUACCAUAAGCAACAACAUAAUUACAAUUGAAUGCCAUUACCUCAAAACACUACAGGUGAUUCAGUAAGCACAACGUAAUGUAAUUUGUACACAAUUACAGGUGAAAGCUUCGAGCACAACGCAAUUUGUUUGCUAUAUGCACAACACAAUUACAGGUGUAUGCCAUAAAAUAUUACACUUACAGUUGUAUACCAUUAGCGCAAUCACAUUAUACAAAUGUAGUUGUAUUCAAUGAGCGAAUUGUAAUAAUACAGUUGUGUACGAUAAGAGCAAUACUAUUACAGUAGUAUGUAAAAUGCUGAAUACAAUUACAAGGAUAUCAAAGAAUAAGUGUAUGCAAUAAACAAGUCAACAUAUUAAUUGUAUAUAAUAAACACAAUAUAUUUAUAUGCCACAAGGACAUCGGAAUUACAGUGUAUACAAAUAAAGUGUAUGUUAAAAGUA